Alexandromys fortis (reed vole) is the source of this 5315-nucleotide messenger RNA. RefSeq names its product leucine-rich repeat-containing protein 29-like. The record is from RefSeq and is a predicted model, not a curated record. Gene Ontology annotation, molecular function: protein binding. The transcript is spliced from 6 exons. Gene Ontology annotation, biological process: SCF-dependent proteasomal ubiquitin-dependent protein catabolic process. Bases 2924 to 4915 code for a protein of 663 amino acids. Gene Ontology annotation, cellular component: SCF ubiquitin ligase complex; cytoplasm. NCBI's taxonomy places the organism in Eukaryota, Metazoa, Chordata, Mammalia, Rodentia, Cricetidae.
GGAAGCGGUCCUCAGGCCUGGGUCGGGGACAGGCCCCGCCUUCGGGGUCCGGAGCUUUGGGGAAGGGCUGUCUGACAGUUCACCCGGCACCUCCCGCCUGGCGGAAACGAGCCGCCCGGCGGAUCCCAGGACCUGCAAACUCUGGGUAACAGCCCGCAUUGGGGCCACUUCGACCCCUUCGGUUGGGAUACCAUCCUCUCCUUCCCCACUGACCUCAGAAGAUGGCUGCUCUGUCAGCUCAGGGGACAGACUCUCUACCCAUCUCCUUUCCUUGAGAUGGCCGUCCCCUCCCCCUCAGUUCUAGAAGAUGUCCGCUCCACCAUCCCCUUGGAAUGGUCGCUCCUUUUCCUCUACCCCUCCCCCAUCGUCCUCGCAGUUGGAAAUAGACUGCACCCUCCCCAUCAAUUCUGGGGACAGUCGCCGAGGUCGUUAAUCUAAAACAUGCCUACUCCGCGUCCUAGUGAUGGCUGCCCCUGUAUUUUUCACUCCAUGGGAUGUUUGUUCCGUUAGCCAGGGGCAAGACUGCUCUGCUCUCAUUGGCAAGAAGAUGCAGGUACAGGCUUAUGUGUCUUGUGCCUUUUUAGAAAUGGCUUCUCUAUCUCUUUUGCCCUGGGGAUUGACAGCCCCCUCCCAUUAUCCAAGAAAGUCAGGUCACUUUUCCAUGAGUCCUAGAAUGCACCCUCUCCUUAGCAGGAGUAGAGCCUGCAAUGACAUCCCAUUCCCUUUUUGUUCCAGAGGUUAUCCAUUCAUCCCUAUAUAUCCCAUGGGUGACCAGUAGUAGUCCCUUGGGGUGAGCUCGUGAGGUGGCCACUCCACCCUUAUCUCCACCUCCUUUAAUACUAGAGAGGUUACUCCUUUCUCAGUGUAAUGAAUUAUGACCCUCCCCUUGAAGACACGUAUCCCUUGCUCUUUGCUCCCGGGGUUGAUCUUCCCAGAAGAUAGGUCAGCCGCUCUGGUAGCCCAGUCUUCCCUCCUAGUCCCCUAAGGAUGGGGACUUGGUCAGUCCAGUCCCAUCAACACUCUUCCUCAUGCCUCUCCUCUCUGGUCCUAGUCAUUCUCCCUACAAUAAUAAUCUGCUUCAUCUCCCACCCCUUCCCUGAGCAAACCUUUGGUGAAAGUAGAGGUAAAGAACUCUCAUAUUUAACCCAGUAAAUACUGGUGGAGUACUGCCUGUGGACUUAGCCUCUGAAAAGAGGAGAGAGCACAAUGGGCUAGCAAAGUCACUUCGGAAGGACUUCCCAGAAAGAGCCUCAUAGACUUGCUCUAUUGGUAGGAAGGAUGGACUGGGGAUGUUCUGGGACCAGCAGACCCAGCCCAGUAUGGAGGCCUGGCAGUGUUGAACCAGAAGCGGGGAUUUUGUUCUGAGAUUAUUGGGAAACCCAGAAGGGGUAGUGAAAGUGGAAACAAGCUUUUGGGAAAUUAACUCUGUGACUGUAUAGAACGGAUUAACAAGAACGGAUGUAGAAACGAGGAGGCUGUACAAGGAAUCUAGGUCUAGGAGGAUAACUUUUGGAGCUAGUAAGAUGGUGAAGUUGCUAAGGUUGAAGGGUUAAUAGCAGCCACUUGGCAACCACUUAUGGACCAUCUAGUCCCUAUAAGGCUGAUCUAGGUUAUUUUUAAAUGUCUUCAUUUCAUACAUAUAGAAACUGAUGCUCAGAGAAGUCGUGUCCUUUGGAGUUACUCAGCGGAAAGUAGAGGAGCUAGGAUUUGAUGAAUCUGGGUUAGCCUUGUCUGAAACUUCAGUUUUAAGAGUAAAGAAUAGAAGACCAUGAGUCCAGGUGUCACUCGGGGCCUCAGAUUGGGAGUUUAGGCUGCAGUAAAGAGUAAAGUUGGACCGAGGGCAAAAAAUAACAAUUGGAGUUGAGAUUAAGGUUGAGAACUCUUUGAGUGUUGGACCCUGUAGACAGCUGGUACGAGACCAAUGUUUGGUUAACCUGACAAUGUAAAACCAUUAAAUAGUUGACUGUUCUCAUAUAAGUAAACAUAAAUCAAAAGAUUGAACCUUGGGAGUCGUAGAGAAUCCAGAAAUAGGGCAGCUAGCUUGGUAAAGGCUUAGCAAACAUUGUCGUAGUCCUUGAGGAGGAAAGUUUCUAAAAGAAAAGGACAGUUAAUAGAAAGUUGUUCCUGGCCUCCCAAGUGACCCCUUCCUCUGCCCCAGCUAGAGCCACCAACCUUACCACUUACAGACUCACAGAGCAUAGUUGGAGGGAAGAGUAGAGUCUCCAAAACUUGCAGUAUUGUCCUACCUUAACAGCUAGCUGAGAAAACUAGCUAUAAUAGAGAAGAUGGGGGAAGAAUAGGGGUCCCAAGGCCAUGCAUCAUGACUGACACCACACUUCUCUCACAUGGGAUAUAACUCUACUAAGGCAGGAGAAGGCUGUGCCAGGUAUAAGCCAGGCUGGGUACAUAGUGAGUUCCAGGACAGCCUAGGAUACAUAGUGAAACCCUGUCUAAAUGGAAAAAAAAAAAAAAAGGAGUAGGAUUUGACUAAUGUUCUAGGUCUAUGGAAAGUGCUGUGUUUUUGUAACUUCUCACAAGAACCUAUUUAAAUCUCAGCACAUUUGCCAUUUCACAGACAAAACAAGGCUCAAGGAGUCAGCCAAGUGGAAACUCCUAGGUUUGUCUGGCCCCAGUGCCCAGUCUGUUUCUACCCAACUGGGCAUGAAUUUUUUUUUAAUAUUUAUUUAUUAUGUAUACAUUGUUCUGUCUGUGUGUAUGCCUGCAGGCCAGAAGAGGGCACCAGACCUCAUUACAGAUGGUUGUGAGCCACCAUGUGGUUGCUGGGAAUUGAACUCAGGACCUUUGGAAGAGCAGGCAAUGCUCUUAACCGCUGAGCCAUCUCUCCAGCCCUGGGCAUGAAUUCUUAUUCUUCUUACUUGGUACAAACCUGAACUCGGAAGUGGCUCAUGUUAGGUUCAUUCUCAUGAGAUCUUCCUGGAGGCUGGAGAACGGAAGUCAACAUCUCCUGAAGCUUUGGGUCCAAGCUGGACUAGAAGCUAGCGCUCUGAUGCCCUUGGGUUCUAAAGGCCUUCCAGUUCUAACAGCCCUCAAGUACCUUGUGUUUUCCCCCCAGAUGCUCACAUAUAUCCUGAGCUUCCUACCUUUGUCAGAUCAGAAAGAGGCCUCCCUCGUGAAUCGGGCUUGGUACUGUGCAGCCCAGAAUGCCCUUCGGGAGACAAAUGUGCGGUACAACAUUCCUGUGUCCUCUGCCUCACUCUCAGCAAUCAAGAGCUUGGGCCUCAGGGGCAUUUCAUGCAUCAGCUUGACCAACCUGGAUGGCUCACCAGCUUCGCACCAGGUACUGCAGUCUGUUGCUUACCACUUAGGCCCACACCUGGAGAGUUUAUGCCUGGGAGGGGGCAGCCCCACAGAGGCAUCCUUCUUGGCCUUGAUCCUGGGAUGUCCAGCCCUGCGCACCCUUGACCUCAGUGGCUGCAACAGUCUCUUCACAUCAGGCACUCUGCUGGCUCAGCCUGAGACAGCACGGUGUGUUCGGAAGGCAUUGAGUGGCCUUCGUGAUCUUAACCUGGCUAGCCUACGUAACCUGACUGACCUUAGCUUCAACCAUCUCAGCGGUUGUUUCCCCAGCCUGGAGCGCCUCUCCUUGGCCUACUGCCAUCUUACCUUUGAGUUAGGCCCAACCUGGGGCUCCAUUAGCCCCCAGGCGUCCUCUCCCUCCCAGCUUUCCUUCCACAACCUGCUCCAGUUUGUCAAAGAGCGAGCUGGUAGGCUGCGUGCCCUAGACCUCAGUGGUACUGGCUUGCCACCUGAGGCCCUACAAGCCCUGGGCCAAGUGACUGGACUGCAGCUGGAGGAACUGAGCUUGCAUAGCUGUAGAGACCUCUCCUCAGAGGCCGUGGCCACCCUAUGCCGCCAGCAGCCUGGCCUUACCUCCCUGGAUCUCAGUGGUUGCUCAGAACUGACUGACGGGGCACUCUUGGCUGUGAGUCGAGGCCUGCGACACCUGCGGCACUUGAGUCUGAGGAAACUGCAGCGACUGACUGAUGCAGGUUGUACAGCCCUGGGAGCCCUGCACAAACUGCAGAGCCUGGACAUGGCUGAGUGCUGUCUGGUGAGCGGGCGGGAAUUGGCAAAGGUCUUAGGCUCAGUUCACAGAGCUCCACCGGCACUGACUUCCCUCAGGCUGGCUUACUGCUCUUCACUGAAGGAUGCCUCAGUGCUUUCCAUGAUCCCAGCAUUGGGCCCAAGCCUCAAGGUGCUAGACUUGUCCUCCUGUGUGGCCCUCACUAACCAGACCAUGCAGGCCAUCUGUACCUACCUCAUUCACCUGUCAGUCCUGCGCCUGGCUUGGUGCAAGGAGCUCCAGGACUGGGGGCUUCUGGGGCUGAAGGAGCCAAGUGAGAAGCCUGGGCUAAGUUCCCAGCUACACCAAGAGGUGGAAAAUCAGGCCUCAGACCCUCAGGAGCCUAAUUCUGACCCACGAAGCCCCUCCCUGCUCAUGCUUCAGGCCCUGCAGGAGUUGGAUCUCACAGCCUGCUGCAAGCUGACAGAUGCCAGUUUGGCCAAGGUGCUCCAGUUGCCUCAGCUGAGGCAGUUGUCAUUGAGCCUGCUGCCAGGGCUCACAGACACGGGUUUGGUAGCUGUGGCUAGGGGCUGUCCCAGCCUGGAGCACUUGGCAUUGAGUCACUGCAGCCACCUCAGUGAUGAGGGAUGGGCUCAGGCAGCCAGGUUCUGGCCAAGGCUGCAACACCUCAACCUGUCCAGCUGCAGUCAGCUCACAGAGCAAACUCUGGAUACCAUUGGGCAGGCAUGCAAGCAGCUUCGAGUGUUGGAUGUGGCCAUGUGUCCUGGUAUCAACAUGGCAGCUAUCAGGCACUUCCAAGCGCAGCUCCCUCAGGUGACCUGCAUCCAGUCUCGCUUCGUGGGAGGGGCUGACCUGACCCUAACACUCUGAGGCCAGGUCAGUUACUAUCCCUGCAGCUCGUCCUUCUUCACCAGCAUAGCCCAGGCCCAGGCCUCCGGACCUGUGUUAGCCUCAGGGCCUCCUGCCUUCCCCUGCUCUAGAAACUUUUCUAAGACUCAGGACCGGACCAAUCCAGGACCCCACAGAUGGCAGCAACCUCUUUCCGGCUGCACGUUGCUUCCAUGGGCUCUGUUCUAAAGGUCAGGGCCACAGGGGGUGCUGGGCCUGGUGCUGAGGAAGGGCAGACUCUGUGCCUCCUGCCACUCAGACCUCUGUUUUGCCUGCUCUCCAGGGGUCUCUUCCAACCCUCCUGAGCAUUAGCAGUCAAUCCACCAACUUGAUUGUAAACCCAAACAAGAUUAAAAAUUCCAGAUUUUAUGUUUUCCUCUGA